This is a messenger RNA of Salarias fasciatus (jewelled blenny), 1278 nucleotides long. RefSeq names its product GRAM domain containing 2B (gene gramd2b). Gene Ontology annotation, cellular component: cytoplasmic microtubule. Bases 1 to 1278 code for a protein of 425 amino acids. The transcript has 14 exons. The record is from RefSeq and is a predicted model, not a curated record. NCBI's taxonomy places the organism in Eukaryota, Metazoa, Chordata, Actinopteri, Blenniiformes, Blenniidae.
AUGGCCAAGCAGAGCAGGAGCCAGCCGGGGCUGCAGGAGGAUGGCAGGGGAGGUAGCAGAGGGAGCUCCAGGCAUGAAGACAGACAUUACCACUCCGAUGUGGAGAACCUGCUGGAGGAGCGCCAGAGGAACGGCAGGAUGGCGAGCGAGCUCCUGCAGGAGGAGCGGGACCAGGAGGAGCAGCGGGAGCAGGCCGGCCGCAAGAAACCCGCCUUAGUCCGGUCGAAGACCUUUGAUCACUCUCUGCUGACUCAGGUCCAGACAGACUCUGACUCUAAGAUAGAGAGGAAGAAGUCUCACUACAGCCAGAUUUCCAAGAGCAACUGCCAGUACCACAAAAUAUUCAAGGAGAUCAGCAAAGAGGAGCAGCUCCGUCAGACUUACACCUGCGCUCUGCAGAAAGACAUCCUCUACCAGGGACGGAUGUUUGUCUCCGAUCACUGGAUCUGCUUCCACUCGAAGGUGUUCGGCAAAGACACAAAGAUUGCCAUCCCUGUGGUCUCCGUCAUCAACAUCAAGAAGACCAAGACCGCCAUCCUGGUGCCAAACGCUCUGGUGGUCGCCACAGCAAAUGACAGAUAUAUGUUUGUGUCCCUGCUGUCCAGAGAUAACACCUACAAGUUCCUCAUGUCGAUGUGUCUGCACCUGGAGGAGAAGAGUCCCUGCAGCAGCCCCGUCCCGUCCUCCGCCGACAGCAGCUUCAGAGCCCAGAGGACGCUUCACUCCCCGACAUUCCCCCGGGGUGAGUUCAGUGGCCUGGAUGGAUCCGUCAAGCAGAGGAGAGAGGAGCUGGAGGAGAGCAGCAGCUCCGACUCUCAGGCGCCGGACUACGACAAGAUGGCAGAGUUUCCUGUUCCUCCUUUCCUGGAGGCGCUGAAGCACCAAGACAGCGUGUCCACUCAGGAAAACAUGAAGCACCAGCACAAAGCGAAGACCCAGCAUUCCAAGCAGCAGAGCUCAGACGGCAAGCAGCACGACGCUCGCCACGUGGAGCUGGACCCCAGAACCCCGCGGUCCGUUUCCCUCAACACUCUGCUCUUCAUCUACAUGUUUCUAGUGUGUGUCCUGGUCCUGUCCUCCUGCUACCUGGCCUUCAGGAUCAUUUCACUGGAGCAGAGGCUGACCACUCUGAGCUCCAUCGACGUUUCCAGCCAGGAUGACGUCCUGAGGACUGCUGAGGUGGACGCGGAGCUGCUGUCGGAGCUUCUCACCAUCAACCUCAUGAAGCUGGAGAAGGUGCAGAGAAACCUGCAGAGGCUGCUGGAAGACACAGCCUGA